CGACCCUCGACUCUCCUGGGAUUUUUGGAAUAUGACAACGCACAAGCCGGCUGGGCAGAUGCCAACGAUGCCAACAAUGCCAUCAUGCAACUCCGGGACAACUGUCUAGAGCUGGGCGUCUCCUUCCGGUCUAAUCAAGCAGGAACGGUGGUUGGAUUCAACACAGAUGCUUGUUCUCGUAUCCAGAAUGUUCAGACACUUGCUAACACGACGAUAGAAGCGGAUCAUUUGGUGCUCGCCACUGGCGCUUGGAGCUCAGGAUUGGUUCCUAUGUGUGAUUCGACGCUAUCGACGGCGCAAGUUUUGAGCUACGUCCGCCUGACCGAGUCCGAGAUGGGGAAAUACAAGGAACAACCCAUU
This is a messenger RNA of Cladophialophora psammophila CBS 110553, 360 nucleotides long. RefSeq lists its product as uncharacterized. NCBI's taxonomy places the organism in Eukaryota, Fungi, Ascomycota, Eurotiomycetes, Chaetothyriales, Herpotrichiellaceae. The record is from RefSeq and is a predicted model, not a curated record. The annotation marks the transcript as partial. The transcript has a single exon.